AUGCUUCUUUCAAUCUGCUAUGGGAGGAGCAACUGGACUGGCAAGUCCAGUUUUGUCAACUCUGUUGAAAGUGUUUUACGAGGCAGAAUUGUUGUUCGAGCUCCAGCAGAUGCAAUCUCUGGGACCAGCUAUACCAAAAAAUACACGACUUACAAAAUCCAGAAAGACCCAGCAAGGUUUUAUUCUUUCAUUUUCAAUGACAUCAUGGGCUUUGAGCAAAACACCAACAGUGGAGUUUGUGUGGAAGACGUGAAAUUGGCCCUGAGUGGACAUGUGACAGAAGGUUACCAGUUCACUCCUGAACACCAACUGACCGAGAGUGAUCAAGGCUACAACUCAUCUCCCACACUGGAAGACAGUGUUCACGUUCUGGCACAGUAUCUUUAUUUGUUGUCGUAUUCCUUCAGACUAGCAGCCAGUGACAUGGGGAUUCCUCAAAUGGCUAUUCUCACCAAAGUUGAUGAAGCCUGUCCUGAGGUCAAAAAAGAUAUAAACAAUGUCUAUAAAAGCAUGUACCUGAAGCAACAGGUCGACGAAUUCAGCAUGUUGCUGGGUAUUCCACCAAACUGCAUCUUUCUUGUGAAGAACUACGAAUCUGAAAUCAACACGAAUGAUGCCAUUGAUACGCUGACACUGAUCGCACUGAGACAGAUGAUUAACUUUGGAGAAGACUUCCUCAACUACCUGUAGACCUACAUACCACUGAAACAAAACUUGCAUGAUCAAGACUUGAAAAAAACAAUAAUCUGCAUGGUAUUUUUUUUGUGUGAUUUUUAUUACAGUGUAAAGCAUGGAGUAUUCACUAUAUCAUGUGAGCCGUCAUUACAUCAUUAAUAGCUGAGUUAGAAAUGUUGUCAAAAUGUAUCUUAUUGUUAUUUCACUUGGAUGAAUAAAGGAUGAAUAAGCUGUAUACAACCUGGAUGGGCAAAUAAAAUGCUUGUUUAUAUGGAAAA
Messenger RNA from Siniperca chuatsi (mandarin fish), 953 nucleotides. Its product is annotated as interferon-induced protein 44-like. Lineage: Eukaryota; Metazoa; Chordata; Actinopteri; Centrarchiformes; Sinipercidae. Bases 1 to 690 code for a protein of 229 amino acids. The record is from RefSeq and is a predicted model, not a curated record. The transcript has 8 exons.